Messenger RNA from Exophiala oligosperma, 2024 nucleotides. RefSeq lists its product as uncharacterized. The record is from RefSeq and is a predicted model, not a curated record. The transcript has 3 exons. The coding region runs from base 125 to 1675 and encodes 516 amino acids. Lineage: Eukaryota; Fungi; Ascomycota; Eurotiomycetes; Chaetothyriales; Herpotrichiellaceae.
CAGCACACCCGUAUUUCCUGCAUUGACCUCACCGCCAACAUCACUUUAAUCCUUUCUUCUUCUCCUUUUCAAAUCACCUCUCACUCAUCUCAGUUGCCCUUUCGACCACUUUUUGAUAUCUUCAAUGCCCGACAUGGCGCGCUAUGACCCGUUUUCACCUUCGUUUGAACAUCCUCUUCUCAAUUCCAGCCCGGACUACGGUUCACGAAAUGGUUUUCGGACGAGUCGUGCUAUCGGUGACAUAGGCUUGGUAGACUCUCACAUGUCCUUCAGAGAGCGAAAUAAACGUCUGAGAAACCUUGACGAUGAAAAGAAUCAACUCAUAGAGGAUCUGCUGUAUCAACUCGAAACGACCCAAAACCAGCUCGAUCGCCUACAACUGGACCACAGCCGCGAAGUUUCCUAUAACAGAGAUAACCAAAUGCGAGAGUCCUCCCUAAAUGAACAAAUACUGCAAGUGAAGAACAUUAUGGAUCGAAAUCCCUUCAUUACCGUUCUUAUUGAUGGCGAUAACAUCAUAUUCACGAAAGAGCUAUUGUCCAAGGGCGAAAGAGGCGGUAAAGAGGCUGCAAAUUUCAUUUUUGACUCGGUUCACACGUUUGCAACCACCAAUCUCCACCAUCUCGACUCGCCCAAGAUUGUUGUACGACUCUAUGCCGAUGUUAAAUCCAUGUCUGAGACACUUGCGAGGUCCAAGGUUAUUGAACGUCCACUGCUGUUUGAGGAAUUCGUUCGAGGACUCAACAGCACGCAGUUGCUUUUUGACUUCAUUGACGUCGGAGCGAGACCUGAUGCCACCAAGGAAAAACUGAGCGAACAAUUUCAGACAAGCUUGUAUGACUGUCACUGUCACCAAGUUAUACUAGGUUGCUCCAGUGACAGCCACUACGCUUCUUUGCUCGAAGACACACUUAAAGAUAGCACGGUACUGGACCAUAUCACUCUUCUGGAGAGCAUUCCAUUUGAGAAAAACCUCGCCACAUUGAAAGAUCAGUUCAAAAUCAUCAAGUUUGACAACAUAUUUCGCACGACGAAGCUCUGCCCUUCACAGGCUUUGCCGAAGGGUCCAUUGCAAGCGGUCACUGCAACAUUGCCAGCACUUUCACGUGUCGAGUCCAAUACCACGAAUGGAACGGGUUCUAGCUCAAGCACUCCAGCUAUGACCUGGGCCAGUCUGACAGCCCAGCCUGCUCCAGUCCCGGCAGUUUCUGCGCCAAAAGCAGGCAGUACCCGAACAUCCACGCCGACAUCCUUGAGAAGCCCAGAACCAGUCAGUGCCGUCGCUUCCACUGGGAAAAGCAUCGAUCGGAAUCGUAACGGUCAGAGAAUCGACAAGGUCGACUCCACGAUACCGAAUUAUGAGAUCCAGAGAAUCAAAAAAUUGAAACUGUGCAAUAUUUACUACCUUCAAGGGCCAGAAUAUUGCACCUCGAACAAUUGCUCACACUCUCAUACCUAUCCGUUGUCCAAAGGAGAGCGCAAUGUGUUGCGUGAGGUCGCACGAAUGACGCCGUGCUAUUACAAGAUGGAUUGCUCCGACCCAGAGUGCAUUUAUGGACACCGGUGCCCGCAGAAUGAUCCAAAUCGACAAGAUUGCUGGUACGGUGACAAAUGCAGGUUCAUCGGAUUUGGCCAUGGCAUCGAUACUAGAGUGGUCAAGACCACAAGGGUAUAAGUUGCAGCUGAAUCGACCGGCCUUGGGUAUUACCAAGCUUCAUACUGUUGGAGUCUAUUUAAACCUCUUUUGCUGCUGAAGUAAAGAGUAUCGUAUCAAACCCACACCUCGGCUCGAUGCCGAGCGGGCAAUUUGCUAGCAGAACUUCAAUCGGGAAAAUCAGGGUGUACAUUUGUUGGGGUCUUUUCACGAACUCGCAAACUGCGAAGAGGCGCUAGGAGAAGUAAUAUCUGAGAUACCCACGGACAGAACGACUUUCUACUUUUUCGGGCCUAUCGCAGGGUGGAUAGUAAACUUGAUUAUUGAGCAAACAAUGGAAUUCGUGCUAUGACUGUUACUACACUCUCCU